Molecule: messenger RNA, 5146 nt
Organism: Varroa destructor (honeybee mite)
Lineage: Eukaryota; Metazoa; Arthropoda; Arachnida; Mesostigmata; Varroidae
Source: RefSeq, a predicted model, not a curated record
GUGGCGAAAAUAGCCAGCGUGACAAAGAUGCUUAAGCCAGAACUGGUGACCCAGCAGGUGCAUUAUCGAUCAAAGGCGCUACCUAAAAACGUACAUCUUCUCUCCGCGCACAAUGGCAAGCCGCAGGGUAAGUCUGGAUCCUCUUCAAUUCUCGCUAAAUGAACUAACGUACGUUACUCAUUGUAAACUUCGUUGGUUAUGAAGACUUCCUACAGAAACGAAGCAUGGUAGUGUGUGUAUGCGGUGAGUAGAAGGCAGCUGUGAAGCUGAUACAAUCGAAUCAAAGCAACGUCAGUGCUCUCAUAUUGCUUAUUUUCGUGAAAUGAGUGAUACUUCAACCCAGUGGAACCUCAAAUGUGUUUACUUAGCUCAAUUUUUUAUCUCCCAGAGCGUGAAGACGAAAUGGACAUUUCAAAGUUUUUCCAGACCUGUAGCAGACUAUAACAACAAACACCAUGUGACAGAACAUUUGUAUAUGCUCCGUAAAUAGCCUAGAGGGCUACCUGGAAGUUAGGCAUAGUAAUUCCAGAUAGUUGCUAGGAAGCACAGAAAUAUUGGUUUUCGAAAACUUAAAAAGUCUCCAUUUUAACCCCAUUCUUCUUGUAUUAUAAUUAUGCUCUUCCCAGGUAAUUAUAAUCAUAUACAGCGGUGCAGAAGAUAUAUUAAAAAAAAACAAAAGCAUUCGGUUUUUAAAGUCUGCUCUCUACUCAGUUUUGCGUGUUACCUUAAAUCGAGCUACUCUAACGAAUCUUCCAGAUCGCUGUGAUAUAAAAAUGUUUGUUCUUUACACAUGAUCUAUUGUAUUGCGAUAUAGAAGCUUAGAAAUAUCUCAUGUUUAUCAAAAUAAGAACACUUCAUACCUUAAAUUCUCACGAUUCCGUGAUACUGCCCUGUAUCUGUCUUUAAACACUUACGAUCAUCUAAACCUUUCGCAUUUGAUAUCUUGAUCCUCGUUUUCUGCUCUCGUGUGGCUCCUAUUACUAGCCACAUCCCUUUUGGCCUUUGUUUAGCUUGGAAUUUUCAUCUGCAACACUAAAUCUCUAAAUAUUUCUCUGCAGUUAUUAUGGAAAUGCUCACAUACAUCGAAUAUAAGUAGACGAAUGGGUGCUUCAUCUGUUGAGUGUACCUCUAAAAUGUUUGGGUUCUGUCUAACGAUGGCUUAACAGAAAUAUUGAAAGCUGCCAUAUAAUUUUAUCUACGGAUUCUCGGCCAGUGAAUGAACAAACAUAUUCUAUAAUUAUAAAGAUAAGUGAUUCCAGCGUUUUGGUUUAGUUAAAAAGCCUAUAGGAACAGUUCUUCACCAGACCGCACCGGCGUUUACGACAGUCAGGUGAAUGAAUGUCGGCAAAUUUGAUCAAUUGUAAAAACUUGCAAGCAAGAAAAUAUGGCGUCGUCAUUCAAAUCACUAGAAUUUAAGGGAAGAUCAACGAAUCAACGGAAUAACUUAAUGGCUACGGAGCAACGUAUUGACAGAAUAUCCGUCGGGAUCGACCGCAAUAAGAAGAAAUUUUCAAAUCAGUGUUGCCACGCGAAGAUAUACUCGACACUUAUUACAGCUCAAACAGCUGACGAUAGACGUUGUUUCCGUUGCUUUGAGGUCCGAUUAGCAGCGUCAUCUGAGUCUCCAGUUGAGCCACUUCGUAGAGAUCUUGAAGCGUUCAUCCAAACUAUGAGCCUUACAGAUAAUAGCGAACCUGGCGAAUACAAGGAGCGAUUACACACUCUAUUGGAUCAACUUAACGAUCAUGGCAAUUCUAUUGGAACUUAUAUUUUCACUGAGCUAUCACACGUUCUAAUAAAUCGAACACCUUUAGCCAACCUCGUUAGUCAAGCAAUGCUUCAUAUCGUGAAGCAGCUCAAGGCGCACCACGUUCCGCGGCCUCUUAUUCUCAAUUUUGCUGCUAAAAUGAAGAACAUACCUGAAGAUAGUCAAGCAUUCAUAGUCCACAUAAUAGCUGAAGCGCAUCGCAAGGGCGUAAUUUCCGCCGUCGAAAUUCGAGGUGCCAUCCCAGCACUACUAAAGGUGUCGCAUUCGCAUGACAUUCUCCCGCAGCUUGAACUGCUGUCAACGGAAAUCAUCGACAUUGACAAAAGGUAUUCCAGCAUUAUAGUAGAAGCCUUUUUAGCCGGCAUCGAGCUUGACAGAACAGUGGGCCCACCCCAAGAAACGAUUAAUAUUGUUUCUUAUAUCGCUAAGCAACAACCGCAUGUGAUGCUGCCACCAUCGACUGAUUUACUGGUCACUCUGGUAGAUGCAUUCGCAUCGACAAGCACGAUAAAUUUCGUGUGUGAUACGCUACGGAUUAUGGCAAAGACUCUUGAAUCGGCCGCGUUUAUAGGUAGACAUGGUAUUGAGUUGCGUUUGUCUGAAAUCGUCUGCGUUGCCAUUGAGGGUCAACUUGUGCUUACUGCCGCACAAUGCCUUUUGGAUCUCGGAUCGUAUGACCCGUGUUUCGUAGAUGAAGGAAAUCCGGACGAGUUGUUCAACCGAAUGACGGAAGUCCUCGAACACUGCACGUUUGAGCUAAGUAUUAUCAUCAUUGGCAUAUUGGAGAUUCUAUUUGAAUGCAAGCAGCUGAAGCCAAUCAAAACCCAUAAUGUGGAAAUUCUUCAAAGAUAUUUGUUUGAAAAACUGCAUCCUGAUGAGAACAGAAUCCUGCCGUUUGCUCGGUUUUCUAUAAAACUAUUGAUAUCUGACAAGUUGCCAAUGAUUACUUCUCCUGAACACAACGUCAUUCUUUUGGAGGGCUGCGUCAAAGCACGUCAAUAUUCGGAGAGGGAUAUAGAAAUUGAAAGCAUCGUUAGAUGCACCGAACGUAUAAUAGACGCCUGUCUAAACACACCAAAUAUAGAUUUAUCUAAGCUUAUCGAAAGCACCGUUGCUAAAGUGUUUGCAGAACUUAAUAGGACGCGAAUGCCUUGGAAAAAUAAAGACUGGAUCCUUCUACUGAUUUCUAAGUGCGUCCAAAUAAUCAGAACGAUAAAAGCACCGAUGAAACUUUUGAAUUCCUGUCUGUCUUUGGCGUGGCGUUUCCUUCAAAACUGUAUUGAACCUGCAGAAGGACGUGCCUAUAUUGCGAGCCUAGUUUGCUACUUAGAUUCUCGAGAAGAUCCUCUACACGUUACUCACGAUAUAGAGAGGAUCAGUGACGAGUGUCUUACCCCUGCGGAAGUCUACUAUAUACUGCUAUUGGCGAAAAUGGACAAAACAAGUAAAUCAAACAAUGCUAAAAAGAGCCUUCAGCAGCUUAAGGAAAUUUUGAACGGGCACUCAGAUUCAUGGGGCGCCGCUUGCGUUUCUAAAGUUAACAUUAUUAAGCGCCUCCUCGUCGAAAGGCCAGAUUGGGCUGAGGUUGUUGUGAACGCUUUAGAGGCUGAACAUAAGCUUCUAGUGGAAAUGCUCGAUGCAGAUUGUGCACAUCUAAUAUUACCGUAUCUCGUUGAGGUUAUGUCGAGAUGUCCCGCAGGUGAGGUUGGUCAACUUAUCGCAACAGCCAACGAUCUCCUUUUUGUGGCCGCCCGAAUGGAUAGACCCCCCGACAAACUUCCAUUAAUCUGCGUAACACUAGCUAAAAUAUAUCAAGACUAUCCAUUACUAACUAUAGCUUCAUUACUAAUAAGACUAAUAAAGCUGGAAUCCAAUGCAGACAUUUCUAGACAAACAAUCGAGCGCCUUUCCGAUAAAACGACGUUCAUCGAUAAGUUGAUAGAAGCCAGUACCUGCUGUACGAUUCGUUUGGAAUUAUUGUAUAUUUUGAGCCCUGUGAUUGAGGCUCGAAGAGCAUGCUUGUCCUGGGUCGAACUAAAGGAACUGUGGCAUAUUUCAGCACAACGAGAGCAACAAGAAGCGUCGAACAUAAUCUCGCUAAUCGUGUUUGAAACUCUAAAAAAUGACUCUGUUUUUCUAGUGCAGCCUCAGCCCACAAUUGGAGAAUUUCGAGAAGCUUGGAUGCGUCUACUUGAAUCUACUAGUGAAUGGUUGUUUAGAUCUGCUCUAAACUUUCUCCACCCGUCAGCGCCCAAUUGGAUGUGGGAGCAGGCCAUGUUCGAGUUACUCGCUAAUUUGCAGGAAGAUCCGAAAACAACUAGCAUGCCUAAAGUAUUUACAGCAUUGCUCUUGUCAAAAUGCGUUUCACAUCAGAGCUUCACAACGAUGAAAUGGGGAAUUCUCGCGGCGCCCUGGUUAGCUGCUGCCAGAAACGAGUUACCAGAACAUCUGUGGAAUGACUGUGCUAACGGAUUAAGAGAGAUAAACGAAAAUACAAAUGUUAACACUUAAGAAACUCAAAAUUAGCCUAUGAUGCAGCCCUUCAGGUUGUCAGUGUUUCAUGAACGGCACCGGACGACAAUUUUUACACGUGGACCGACAUACACACGUUGUUGAGGGCUUCCACUUUCACGAUCUGUUAAAACGUAGUUGAAUGAAAAACAAUAACUGUUCUAACUAUACCUCUAAAAUGUUUUUGAUAAAUUAAAACUCAGGACUAAGGUAGAGGUGUCGACAUUAUUAACAUAGUCUACUGAUACUUCUUGUAUACCUAUUGCUAGUAUAACAAAUCUAUUGCUAGUAUAACAAAGGCGGCCCAAUUGCCCAAUAGUGAUUAAAUUUUAAUGUCGUCGGACAUGUCGUCAUACCUACACGUCUGGUGAAGUUUACAAUAAGUCUAUCAUCGUCUUUACGUUUGAGGCAAAAUAACAUAAUUUAUUUUUAGUUUGACCAUCUACUUAUCUAAACUCAGUAGUGUUUUCUCGGUCUCAUUUCGUUUUCUUCCUCAUGUAGGAAUAAUUCUAGCAAACAACUUUGUGAAGAUCUUUCUUCAUCGUUUAGCUAUGCACUUAACGCGAGACACAACAUAGUCUAUGCCGCUCUCAACCAAAGUUUUCUUCCUCGACUCUAUCGUACUGCUCGACACUGAUCGAGAAUAAUAAAUAUAUUCAGCCCUGCAGAUCCAGGCAAGGCCUCGUCCGAACAACAACCGACUAUUGUCGAUUAUGUGUUUCGUAACUACAGCGCUAAACUGUCUAACGGCCAACAUAUUUAUUUACCUUGUCCUAAAACGUGCACAUAGUUAUUUGUCGGUCAUAUCUUUUUGUUCCAUCAGAUCAUAGAGCAUUCGUUUAUUUCACGUAAUUUCUGUCGACCCUC